CCGCUCCUGCCGCUCAAUGAUUAGCUCUCUGUUUCCCCUUCUCCCUCUCUAACCCAAAAAACCCUUCGUUUUCCUUUUUCCCUCUUAUUUUUCUCUCUCUAUACUUGUUCUCUUUCGGUUAGGUUAACUAGUUAAGCGUUGAAGGAUGUCCAAUUCUGAUAGUGCAGCAAACAACGGCGGCGGCGGCGGCGGAGGAGGAGGAGUUACCAACGGGGCUAUCAUUGACUCUCAAAGACAGCAGCCGCCGGGGACUAAUGGAGCUCUGGCUGUGAAGAAACCGCCGUCUAAAGACCGUCAUAGCAAGGUUGAUGGACGUGGAAGGCGAAUUCGCAUGCCGAUCAUAUGUGCUGCACGUGUCUUUCAGUUGACUCGUGAGCUUGGUCAUAAAUCAGAUGGACAGACCAUAGAAUGGCUGCUUCGUCAAGCGGAGCCUUCCAUUAUUGCAGCUACUGGGACGGGGACCACUCCGGCGAGUUUUUCUACUGUUUCUGUGUCUGUAAGAGCGGGAGGGAACUCUAAUUCUCUAUCUUCGAUAUCGUCGGUUACCAAUUCUUCUGCAAUGGACCAUAAACCACUAUUAGGGCCUACGCCAUUUAUUCUAGGGAAGAGGGUGAGACCGGAGGAUGACAACAAUGGAGGUAAGGAUGAUAGUGGGGUUUCAGUUGGUCCCACAGUCGGGUCUUUGGUGGGGACAGCGGCGGCUCCUGGGGGCUUCUGGGCGGUUCCGGCAAGACCUGAUUUCUGGGGAUUCGCAGCGGCGCCGCCGGAUAUGGUUGUGCAGUCGUCGGUGGCAGCACAGCAGUCAUCGCUCUUUGUUCAGCAGCAGCAAGCAGCGGCGGCAGCAGCAGCAGCUGCUAUGGGAGAGGCAUCGGCGGCGAGGGUGGGGAAUUAUCUUCCAGGGCAUCUGAAUUUGCUGGCAUCUUUGUCAGGCGGGCCGGGGAGUUCAGGGCGGAGAGAGGAGGAACCGCGUUAAAAUUGACAAUGAGAAUGUGAAAAGGAUGGUGGUCCGAUGUCGGUGGUGGUGUUGUAUGGGGUAUAUAUAUAUAUAUAUAUUAAUAGUAUUUGUAUGUCAAAUUGUUGCUUUUUGUCUGUGUGCGAAGAUGAAUGGUGAGCAUGCUAGUGAAAUUAGGAUUAGUGUUUUUAGGGUUUUGGGCGUAAUUGGAAAUUCAAGUAUGAUUGAAGGUAUGGAUUCAAAUUAGUGCUUUUUUUUUGGGAUUAAUUAGGGGUUUCUUUCUUUUUAGGGGUUCAAAUUGUUUAGCCCUUUUUGUUUUUCUUUUUUUUUGGGAGGAUAAGAGGGAGCAAAGAAUUAUUCAGAUUGUGCUGGAAAAUUGAAUUUCCUUCUCAUAGGAAGAAAUUAUCAGGUUGGCUAAUAUAAGGAGUUUGGUUGGUGGGCAUUUGACCAAUUAUUACUUUGGGAAAGAUUGACGGUUCCUAUAAAAUACCGUGGCAUACUUGCAAAUUCAAGUUUGAAGCGCAGCAGUAUCUCCACACAAUUGAGUGCACAUAUGCAAGGGGAAGUAGAAUGUUAAGUGUGUGAAUCUGCUUUGCUUAUGCUUCUCAGCUGGAUGGUUCUGUCUAAAAGGUUGCCUGUUGCAGGAGCUUGAGUUGAUGAGAAAACUGAGCUUAUUUGCUGCAAUCUGGCUUGUCAUUUUCUGAUAAUCAGAAUGGUUAUUUUGCUGCUUGAUUGUGAUUUGCCACCCCGAUGGCUGAUUGUUUCUAGUUCUCUCUCCAAUUUCAGAGUUUGUGUUGGUGUGUACUGAUCUCAAAGGAGACUGGUGUGUGGGAAAAAAAGCUCUGGUGCCUCUCUAUAGGACCUCUGUUAAUUCUUAGCGAUUUCUGUUUUGAAACUUUACCAGUAUUCCUAGCCAUUUCUUAGAUUAAUUAGCGUGGAAAAUAAUGUGUGUUCCAUGUAUGUAACUGGAUUGUAUGUUGUUUUUGUGGGUUGCAUCAUGUUGUGUGAAUAAGAAACCCAUUUGUUUCUCUCAGAUAUGAUUUUUUUGCUGACUUUCUUUUUUUUGUGUGCCAAUCCCUUUUUGCUCUAUGUAUAUAUAUGGACUUUCACUAUGCUAUUAAUAA
This is a messenger RNA of Jatropha curcas, 2076 nucleotides long. RefSeq names its product transcription factor TCP21. Gene Ontology annotation, cellular component: nucleus. Gene Ontology annotation, molecular function: DNA-binding transcription factor activity; sequence-specific DNA binding. Gene Ontology annotation, biological process: regulation of circadian rhythm. NCBI's taxonomy places the organism in Eukaryota, Viridiplantae, Streptophyta, Magnoliopsida, Malpighiales, Euphorbiaceae. The record is from RefSeq and is a predicted model, not a curated record.